Athalia rosae (coleseed sawfly) is the source of this 7207-nucleotide messenger RNA. RefSeq names its product tetratricopeptide repeat protein 28. Lineage: Eukaryota; Metazoa; Arthropoda; Insecta; Hymenoptera; Athaliidae. The transcript has 14 exons. Gene Ontology annotation, molecular function: protein binding. The record is from RefSeq and is a predicted model, not a curated record. The coding region runs from base 615 to 6815 and encodes 2066 amino acids.
CAUCCAACGGUAAUUUGAUCAGUCACAUGCAAAUUCCCAGCUUCUGUUUGGAUCGUUGAUAUGCUAGUAUUUUCUCAUCAAUCGUCGACAUGUGUUCGCAAUCUGAAGUAAAGCCGGCUUCACAGUAGGGAUACAGGUGUAUUAGGGGCAUUGUCGGUUAUGCCUUGGGUGUAUAUUUAUGCAUAGUGUAGUAGUAGCGAAUGUAUAAGGCAGGAGAAGAAGGGAAGGGGAGUAGGGUCUUGGGCCUAAGGCCCCUCUCACCUGCCACCCCACUUAGUGGCUUUAAGUGGGGAGACCUGGGGUCACAUUCCAAGAUGGCUGUACCUUAGGAAUGCAGUGGGUGCCCCCCUUAGACGCCUUCCUUUCCCCCUUUUUUAAUCAACUCAAUAGAUUCAUAAUAUCAAAAACAAACCGUUCAACUUUUACACCCUAAUGACGACUUCUACACUAAAUUGUGAUUGUGGAGAAGAUUGCUGACUGUGCAAAGUGAAUUACUACCAAAGUAUUAAACUAGUUGACAAGACUUAAGGCCCUGGAAGAGGGCCUUAUCUAAUGGACCCCCUCUGUCUCAGAUAAUGCCCAUGAAAGAGGAUGCUACCGGCUCGUCUUAAACAAUGUCUCAUAGGGAUAUCUCUGAGGUGGAGCCCGAAGGUACGUCGGCCCUGGCUGCUGGAUCUCGGGCUCUCUUUCUGGAAACAGUGCACAGAAGUAACGCGGCAUGCCAGAAUGGAGACUAUCCCCUAGCUGCCACUCUAUACUCGGAAGCUCUUGCUUUAGAUCCUCUCAGUCACGUGUUGUACUCGAACAGAUCUGCAGCUCGCUUAAAGAUGGGACAAUUUGCUCUAGCUUUACAAGAUGCAGUAAGAGCAACGGAACUUAAUCCCCAAUGGCACAAAGCAUACUAUCGACAAGGGGUAGCACUUCAGUGCUUAGGAAGGCAUGGAGAAGCUUUAGCCGCUUUUAGCGCUGGCCUGGCACGUGAUUCAUCCAAUUGCCAACUACUGUCUGGCUUAGUGGAAGCUUCAUUAAAAUCUCCUUUACGCACGACCUUAGAACCAACUUUUCAGCAGCUUCGUGCAAUGAAACUGGAUGAAUCGCCGUUUGUAGUUAUAUCUGUUGUUGGGCAAGAGUUACUAGGAGCUGGACAAUAUCGUGCAGCAGCUGGUGUCUUAGAAGCAGCUUUAUCUAUCGGAACAUGUAGCCUAAAACUCAGAGGUUCCGUGUUCUCUGCCUUAUCAAGCGCUUAUUGGGCUCUCAAUUCGUUGGAUAAAGCAAUUGGCUACAUGCAACAAGACUUGGGUGUUGCACGCUCAUUGGGUGAUACUCAAGGUGAAUGCAGAGCACAUGGCAACCUUGGCUCUGCAUACUUUAGUAAAGGCAGUUUUAAGGAAGCUUUAACAGCUCAUCGAUAUCAACUGGUUCUAGCCAUGAAAUGUAAAGAUACGCAAGCAGCUGCAUCAGCGCUAACAAGCUUAGGACACGUUUAUACAGCUAUCGGCGAUUUGCCAAAUGCUUUAGCAUCUCACAAGCAAUGCGUUCAAUUAGUGAAACAGAUGGCAGAUCGUCUUCAGGAGGCAAGAGAAAUUGGUAACGUGGGAGCAGUUUAUUUAGCAAUGGGAGAAUUUGAAAGUGCAGUCGACUGCCAUACUCAACAUUUAAGGAUCGCCCGUCGUCUAGGAGAUAGAGUUGAAGAAGCUAGAGCUUUUAGUAAUCUGGGAUCUUCGCAUCACUACAGAAGAAAUUUUGGUCAAGCUAUGGCAUACCAUGAAAAUGUUUUAAGAAUAGCUCAGGAGUUGGGUGAUAGAGUUGUAGAAACACGAGCUUAUGCUGGACUAGGUCAUGCUGCAAGAUGCGCAGGUGAUCUUGCACAAGCAAAACUAUGGCACCAGAGACAACUGGAUGUUGCCUUGGCAACAAAAGAUAAGGUGGCAGAAGGGCGGGCUUGUAGCAAUCUGGGAAUAGUGUAUCAACUGCUAGGAGAACACGACGCUGCAUUGAAACUUCAUCAAGCCCAUCUAGGUAUCGCCAGAGCUCUUGGAGAUACCGCAGGAAUGGGAAGAGCGUAUGGAAACAUUGGUAAUGCGUACAAUGCAUUGGGGUACUAUGAACAGGCAAUAAAAUACCACAAACAAGAGUUGACGAUUAGUAAAGAGGUCAAUGAUCGCAGUUCUGAAGCGAGCACUCAUGGAAAUUUAGCAGUAGCAUACCAAGCUGUGCAAGGACAUGAAGCAGCCCUUCGACAUUAUCGCGCUCAUCUGGCGAUAGCGCGCGAAUUGAAAGAUGCGGCUGGAGAGGCUUGUGCUUUGCUCAAUCUUGCAAACUGUCUCUCAUCACGUGGCAGAUUUGAAGAAGCUGUUCCAUAUUAUGAAAACUACCUUAUGUUAUCUCAAGAACUUCAUGAUGUCGAAGGAGAGGCCAAGGCCUGCCACUUUCUGGGUUACGCACAUUAUUGCCUUGGAAAUCACAGGGAGGCAGUAAGAUAUUACGAUCAAGACCUAGCUUUGGCCAAAGAUCUUCAAGAUAAAUCUGGAAUGGGGCGAGCAUACUGCAACUUGGGGCUUGCACAUUUAGCGCUUGGAAAUUUAGACACAGCUUUGGAAUGCCAGAAAUAUUAUCUAGCCAUCGCACAUAUGACUAAACACAUGGCUGGUAAAUUCCGAGCCUUAGGCAAUAUUGGAGACUGUCUUCUACGGCUUGGUGAAGCUGAGGAAGCUAUAAAAAUGCAUCAACGUCAAUUAAGUCUUGCACGUCAAGCAGCAGACCGUAGUCUGGAAGCUGCAGCAUAUGGGGCUCUAGGUGUUGCGCAUCGAGCAACUAAGAAUUUAGAUAAGGCUUUAGGAUUUCACACACAAGAACUCACAUUGAGACAAGAAGCAGGAGACUUAAGAGGCGAAUGUCGAGCUCAUGGUAAUUUAGGUGCUGUUCACAUGGCAUUGGGUCAAUAUACACACGCUGUGAAGUGUUAUCAAGAACAAUUAGAGAGAGCAAGAGAAUUAGCUGAUUCUGGAGUUGAAGCCCAAGCGCUAGGUAAUUUAGGUAUAGCCAGACUCAAUAUGGCUCACUAUGAAGAUGCAAUCGGAUAUUUUGAGCAACAAUUAGCAACAUUAGAACCAUUAUCAACUGGCACAGCGUUACUUGAUAAAGCAAGAGCUCUAGGAAAUCUGGGUGACUGCUACGAAGCAUUGGGGGAUCCUGAAGAGGCGAUUAAAUGCCAUGAACAACAGUUGACUGCUGCUACAAGACUCAGGAGUGUUAGGGAUCAAGAACGAUCUUAUAGGGGUCUUGGAAGGGCGCGUGAAGCUCUGGGCAAUUUACAGCAGGCUUUAGUGUGUUUUGAAAAAAGAUUGGUAGCUGCACAUGAAGUUGAUAGCCCGGAAGCAAGAGGUGCUGCCUAUGGUGAUUUGGGAAGAGUACAUGCUGCAUUGGGUAAUCAUGAACAAGCUGUAAGCUGUUUAUCCCAUCAACUAACUCUUGCUAGAGGUCUGGGUGAUAGAGCUGCAGAGGCAGAAGCAGCUAGUGGACUGGGUGCGGUACAUCUUCUCAUGGAUGACCCUAGUUCAGCUCUACGACACCACCAACUAGAACUCUCUAUAGCGGAAGGUUUGGAUGCAGCUGGUUUACAAGCUAGAGCGUGUGCAAAUCUUGGAGCGACACAGGAGGCCUUAGGCCAGUUUGAAGAUGCAAUCAGAUUGCAAGAACAAUCCUUAAGUUUGGCUGCUGCAGCUGGUGAUCAACCAGCAAGAGCAGCUGCUUUUUCCAGUUUGGGGCGACUACAUCAUUUGCGCGGAGAUCUUUCACGGGCCUUAAGUUAUUUGCAAUCUGGUCUUUCGUUAUCCGAAGGCUUGGGACGAAGAGAAGAGGCUGCUCGCUUGAGGCACAGGUUGGGUCUGGUUCACUGGGAAGCUGGAGAAGCUACGACUUCAGUGGAACAGCUUGAAAGAGCAGCGAAUCUAUUGGAAUCUUUGGAUGGUUGCCCACCUUCUCCAUCUGGUCAACCGAGUAGAACAGAUUUGCUUUCUAACACGUAUCAAAUGUUACAAAAAGUUUUAGUAAGCUUAAACAGAGCUGAAGAAGCUCUCAAUUGGGCAGAGAGAUCCCGAAGAUGUAAAAGUAGGAACGUUGAAGAUGCCACACAUUAUUCUGAAAUAAUAGAUAGGCAGCGCGGUGUCAUAUUAUACUUCAGUGAAGCAGAAACUGAAUUACAUGCUUGGUGUUUAGCGCCAGGUCGUGGUCUGUUGAGAUUUCACUCUGCAACAUUAGAUGAUGGAAUAAGCUUAGAAAAAAGAGUUUCAAUGGCUCGUGAAGCACUACUAGGAGAAUCGAUAGAACCUUUGGAAGAAUCAGGAAAAAUGCCAUCCAGAGGACAUCGUUUAAAUGCAAGUUCUUAUAGUCUAAGUAGUUUGUUCAGUGUAGGUUCUGUGAGUUCGAGAGCUGGAAGUGCACGAUGGGGCCGAGGGAUCAAAGGACCUGUUUGGCAGGCACCAGCUCAUGUUCAAGGACUGUAUGACCUCUUACUUGCACCCUUUGAAGACCUCUUACCACCAGCACGGAAAGAACUUAUAUUAGUAGUAGAAAAAUCUCUAUACCUGGCUCCUCUACCUGCACUACAAUCGAGUCCCGGAGAAGAUUAUCUUUGUGAAAGAUUCUCCCUGUUGGUGGUUCCAUCAUUGGCUGCAUUGAGGCGGAGAUCAAGAACUCCAAUGCCAGAAGGUGGAGCAACAGUAGCUGCACUAGUAGCAGGAAAUCCAAAUUUACCUGAAGAAAUAAGAGAAGAAUAUGGCUGGCCAGAAACUGUUGUAUCGGCGGAAACAGAGACGGGAAUUGUUGCUGAGCUUCUAGAGUCUCGACCUUUGAUCGGCACUGAAGCAACAAGAUCGGCAGUUUUAAGAGCUUUACCUGAUGCGGAGUGUGUUCACCUAACGACUCCCGUUUUUUGGAAAUCUGCGAGCUUUGCUCUAACUGCAGAUCAACGUGAAGAGCCAGCUGACAAACCUGAAUAUCUAUUGAGCUGCAUGGAUAUCGCAAGACUGAGAUUAACAGCUCGUUUAGUUGUGAUAUCGAGUGGACAUUGCUGGAGUGGUGUUGAGAAUACGAGUGCAAGUUCGGAUGGCAUUCAACAAAUGGUGAAAACCUUGCUGAGUGCUGGCGCACAAUGCGUAUUGAUAGGAAUGUGGCCUGUUCCACCAACAGCGGGAAGUAUUCUAUUGAGAGCAUUCUAUAGCGCAAUGUUACAAGGCGCUAGAGCUUCUAGAGCACUGGCUGAGGCCAUGCAGACUGUACAACAUACGAGGCAUUUUGCGCAUCCUGCUAACUGGGCAGGUUGGCUCCUUCUCGGAGGAGAUGCCAGACUAUCGAAUAAGGUAGCUCUAAUGGGACAAGCACUAGCAGAACUUUUACGAAGUGGUCCAGAUCAGAGUAGAGAUGCUUUGAGAGUAACGCUACAUUUAGUUGAGAAGUCUCUGCAGAGAAUACACAGAGGCCAAAAGAACGCGAUGUAUACGACCCAGCGUAGUAUUGAAAAUAAAGUUGGUGAAGCUGCUGGCUGGAGAGAAUUACUGAUGUCAGUAGGGUUUAGAUUUGAACCAGCAGGCAAUGGCAUUCCAUCAUCAGUAUUUUUCCCACAAAGUGAUCCCGAAGAAAGGUUGACUAGAUGUAGUGCCAGCUUGCAGGCACUUCUAGGGUUGGGUCCUGCUUCUUUACAUGCUCUUGUCAGGUUGUUACAGGUACCUGAAGCUGCAGAGGAUGUAAUUUCAGCUAUGCGAAGAGCAAGCUGCGCAACAGAAGGGCAAGAAGUUAGCUUACCAGUAAGAGUGUGGAGGGCUGCAGGAUCUCACGAAUUAUUUGCUAGUUUGGGUUUCGAUUUGAUGGAAGUUGGCCAAUCAGAGGUUACAUUAAGAACUGGAAAACAGGCUUCUCGUCGAGCUGUGCAGUUUGCACUACAAGCUUUACUUGCACUAUUUGAUACGCAGGAGGCUCCUAAAAGUCUCAGCCUGGAUUCGAGUAGCUCAAUGGAGAGUUUGGCUUCAGUGGCACAAACUGAGAAAAUUCCUCCAGAUCCACCUAGAUUAGGAGGGGCAUUCGCAAGCUAUGUACGUCAUCGUGGAGAACCAGAUGGAAAAACAACCGAAGCACCUAGUAUUCCGAUUACUCAACCAUCUCGUAGUAACUGUGGAGGAGAAUCGGAUGCUGCUUUUACACCUAGCCCACCAGUUGCACUAAAUUUAAACCACCAAACCCGUAUAAGAAACUUAUAUGCGGAUCAAAAUGCUCGACCUGGCUCUAGUUCCAGCAGUUCAGCAACAGACUGGGAAAGCGGACAUGCUACUGUGUUACGCCGUCAACCACUUCCACCACUACCUGCUACCGUUUUAGAAAGACUGAGUGUAAGAACAGAAAUUGGAACUAGUUCGCCCAGAAAACCUCGUCAUCCUACUUCCAAUGAGGACAUCAACCCACAGACUGAAAGUUCUCAACCAUCAGAAGCCCACCCCCAUAAUUUAAGAAACCUAGCAACAUCACUAACUAGUUUAACUCGCGAAUUAACUCCUACUAUCUCAGAAGUAUAUCAUGAACGAAAUCUAGGCCUAGGCUUAGCUCCAUCCUUGUCUAAGCUUCUUGAAGAAGUUGGUUCUGGGCAAGAAAAUGAUCAAAAUCAGAUUCCAAGCCCAACCCACAGCCAGACGCAAAAUUGGUUGCAAAACGAACCAGAAUUAUGUCGAAGAGACGAAGCAGAUGGAAGAUCAAUAGCCGAAUCCCAGUACAGUGCGACAAGCUCCAAUAAAAUACAUAGGAAGGCUCCCCCACCCCCAGUAUAGAUUAUUUAUGUUGUGUUUGUUGCACAUUGAGAAUUCCACAUGGAGGAAAUUGUUGAAUAUUAGAAAUAGUAUGAAAUUAAAUAUAUUAGUUAAAUAUAUCACAAAUAGCAUCAAUUUCGUGUCUAUACAAGUAAGUACAGUAGUAAAAAAUAUAAACUAGAAAAUUUUACUAUAGUAGUCCAAAAACCAUACCAAGCAAUAUUAUUGAAUGACUGAUAGUAAGUUAGUACUGUACAAAUGCAUGCAAUGUGUUGGGGCUGUAAUGAUAAAGCUCUAGUAUUCAACGUUUUUUUCUGCAAUCUCAAGUGCAAAAUAUGUACUAUAGUAUCGAUAAGACUUCUGUAUGUAAGAUAUUAUGUAUUAUGAUUACUAAAAUAAAUUUGAUCAUCUCA